Molecule: messenger RNA, 6165 nt
Organism: Limulus polyphemus (Atlantic horseshoe crab)
Lineage: Eukaryota; Metazoa; Arthropoda; Merostomata; Xiphosura; Limulidae
Product: zinc transporter 1-like
Exons: 9
Coding region: 8-1309 (433 amino acids)
Biological process (GO): intracellular zinc ion homeostasis; zinc ion transmembrane transport; detoxification of zinc ion
Cellular component (GO): membrane
Molecular function (GO): zinc ion transmembrane transporter activity
Source: RefSeq, a predicted model, not a curated record
GUUAUGGAUGAAAAGCUACACUCAAGUGAAAAUGGGAAGAUACACUGGGAAGAAAUGCCGUCUUAUUAGCAUGUUUGGGCUCACCACAAGUUUUUUCUUUGUGGAAAUUAUUGUUGGGUAUGUAACCAAUUCCAUGGCACUGGUAGCGGACUCCUUCCACAUGCUGUCCGAUGUCAUAGCUCUGGUUAUUGCUUUCCUUUCUGUAAAGAUGUCACCUAAAAAGUGGUCCAAGAACACAUUUGGAUGGGCAAGAGCAGAAGUUUUAGGGGCACUUGUGAAUGCAGUUUUCCUGGUGGCCUUGUGCUUCUCCAUUUUAGUUGAGUCCUUGAAACGAUUUUAUGAACCUGAAGAGAUCCAUGACCCAGUACUUAUUUUAUACAUUGGUGUUGCAGGGCUGCUUGUCAAUAUUAUUGGAUUAUUCCUAUUUCACCAUCAUGGUCAUGGGCAUAGUCAUGGUCGAGGACACCAUCACAGCCUUCCAACAAUAGAAGAAGUUCUGGCAGAAGAAGACAUAAAUGAGAAUCAUGGAAAUUACAGGAUUCCUACCAAUCCUUCCUCAAGCAUGCAGCAAGAACAAGAUGCUAAGAAAGGAAAUGUCUCCAGCAGCACUCAAAUGAAUAUGAGAGGAGUAUUUCUUCAUGUUCUUGCUGAUGCUUUAGGAUCAGUUAUUGUUAUUAUCAGUGCUCUGAUAAUAUGGUUGACAUCCUGGGAGUAUAGAUUCUAUGUAGAUCCAGGCCUGAGUGUAGUGAUGGUUUGCUUGAUCAUGAGAUCAACCUGGCCUUUACUUGUUGAGUCUGCCCUAAUUUUACUCCAAACAGUACCAACUCAUAUACAAGUAAAUUACCUGCAGAAGAAGCUGCUUCAAAAGAUUGAUGGUGUACUUGCAGUCCAUGAGUUUCAUGUCUGGCAGUUAGCUGGAGAGAGAAUUGUAGCUUCAGCACACAUUCGUUGUCGAAACCUUUCGGAAUACAUGCAAAUAGCUGAAAAAGUGAAGGAGUUUUUUCACAACGAGGGCAUACAUUCAACUACAAUCCAGCCAGAGUUUGCAGAACUUGAAAGUGAUUUUCAAGAUGGAGACAAUUGUGUACUGGAUUGUCCAACUAACAACAGCUGUGUAGCACAGACAUGCUGUGGCCCACAGAAGGAUGGUAAAGAAUCUCCAAAGGCUGACAUACCAAAUGGAUCGGCAUCCCCGGCUUGUCGUCAGAGAAAUAACAGUUUUACACCAGAAGUGAGACGCAGCACAAAUGAUGUGCAUGUGAUGUUAAGUUUGGAACAGAUAAGUGAUAUCCAGGAAACACAAUCUUGAUGCAGCUUUGUCAUACAGUAUGAAUAUUUGGAGAGUGAAUUGUUAGAAUUUAAGGCUUGAUCUCUUUGAACUUGGAGAUCUUUAAACGUUUUCACUGUUUUAAGCUAUAGAUAAAAUGCUAUUUAACUUUCAAAGUGAAUUUGGCAACAUAACAACUGUUGGAUAAAUAGUUUGUGUACUGUCAGAAGCUACAUUCUCAGGACUCGUUAAAGUCUACCUUACAGAUACUGAAACUAAAAUAAGCAUACAUUUAUGAAAUUGUUUGCUUGUCAUUGUUGUUGCCAACUCAACAUACACAAGUUCAAAUUUUGAUUUCACUCCCCUGUAUUUCAUUAAUACUAUAAUAUAAUACUCAUAUUUAAGUUUUAUGAUAAGUAAAGAAAAUUACAAGAAAACAAAGAAUACAAAUCACACAUAUAGAUUCUCUGUUAAGUGUAAUCUUAGCACCUGUUGAAGAUAUGAGUAGACCAUAUGUUUCUAGAUGUUAAUGUUCAAUCUAGUGAACUUAGUAUAAUUGUGCUGUUACAUUUGAAAAAAGACAACAAAAAAAUCUUUAAUUCAGUCUCAUUUUAUUAUUGUUUUAUUUCAAUAGUAUUUUGAAUAUAUUUUAGUUCAGAAUAAAUGUGUAAAUAAGUAAAAUAUGAUUUUCAAGUAUAUUGUAUUAUCCCCAUUCAGUUGUUCAUAUUGAGUAAUUAUAAACUUAGUUAUAUUGACUGAAGCAAUCUGGGAUUUCAGAAAAUUAAUGCCUCUUUCUAAAUAUUUAAAUUACAUUUCUAGACACUUGAGAGAAUUUUAAUUUUUAAAGAAUAACAAUUUAUUCAAAAAAUAUAAAUAUGCCUCAUGCAAACAUGAUCUGGUUUACAUUUUGUUAGUUUUUUAUUGUACAUAGCUCUCUAUGCAUGUGCUGAGAUUCAAAAUAUUCUUAAUUAUACCAUGCCAACAAAAUUGUGGAUGCUUUAGUUCCUAGCUUCUCAAACAGUACAUCAGCUCUACAUUGUCAGACUUGCUUUUCAUUAAAUGCUUUUGUUGUUAAUCUAUAUAUUAUUUUUGAUCUUUGGAUGAAAGAAAAUAUUUUAUCUUUAUUGAGGUUUUGUAGCUAAAGUGAAGUCUGUUGGGCUUGAGACCUUUUUAAAGUUUUCAGUGGUUGGAAUUUUAGUAAUUUCUGUGGCUUUUCCUAAAGUAGUACUUUUUUUAUUAAACAUAAUUUAUCUUUAUAACCUUAGUGACUUAUGCUGCUUUUAGUGGUGUAAUAACUGAAGAUCACCUUCUGUUCGAAUAUUAGUUGACUCUCCUAAUGUCUCCUUUUAAUUUCAGAUUUUCAUAUUUUGUUAAUUAUUUGGAUAUGAGACUGGAUUAGUUUUUAUCAUCUUGAUUCAUUUUUGUCUUUGCCAAGUCUAAAUUAUUUUAUUGAACCUAUUCUUUCAGAAAGUUUUGGAAGGCCCUUUCAUUUAUCUUAGUUCAGAUCAGGUAGUUUGACAACAUUGUGAUUGUGGUAAGAUCAAAAACUGAUUUGUCUUCACUGAAAUUUGCAAGGUUACAUUGCUAAAAGCGUUUUACUUUUAGUGAUUUUCUUUUUGUAUUUGUUUAAGUACAUCUUUCAAUGAUAUUUUAAAGGCUCAUUCUUUCAUCCAUGUGUGUUCAAAAUUAUUAAUAUUGUAAUUUACUUGGGCACUUUAUUUUUCCAUACUGUAUAUUGGAUGUUUAAUAUGAUAGGAAUGUUAAUAAUUACAUGCAGACUUAGUGCACAGUGAUUUGGUAAGCUCUUAAAACUUCCUCUUCAUUAUUUCUGAGUUCCACCUACAGUAUAGUUUAUGCUUCUAGAAAGCUCAGCCAUAAAAAUGUGCAUCUGAUUAAUAUCUACAACGUUAUUGCCAGUUUACAUUUGGUAAUCUAAUGGAGGUAAAGUCAAUGAUGAGAAAAAAGUUUCUCUUAGAUCAUCUAUAUUUUUUAUGAUAAUAAUAAUAAUAAUAAUAAUAAAAAAAUCUCGUGUAAUCUGACAUCUAGGUUCCAAUAGGUGUUUGAUUCAGUUUGUCUCCAUUGUUGUUUCAAAAACUUGGCUAGUUGGUGAAAACUAGAAUUGGUUAUAAAGAUAUUCAAAAGGGUUAUAAUCAGGGCUGUUGGUGGGUAAUUCCAAAAAGUUGUUUGUGUUAUUUUGUUAUUAGACAUGGAUUAUACAUGGCUUAUAAUAGGGAAUAUUAAAUCUGGCUAGGACAUAUUGACUUGCUGACCAUAAAUGCUUUGCCGUGGCUCGUAAAAUUUGUUCACUUAAGUAUAUUUUUGUUAUCCGUGAACAUUUAGAUAUGCCUACACUUCAGAGGUAUCACAAAGUGCAUGGAAUGCAGCUCAUGCCAUGUCCAUGCUCCUUUACAGUUGAUACAACAUUAUCAUGGUUAAAUUGUUCAUUGGCUUUCAUCCAGACCAGUAUUUAGCAUUCUUUCUCCAAAAGUAGAUUAGAUGGUUCUUAUCGUUACACAUAAUUUUGCCAUCUGUAAUGAAGGUUCCAGUGCUGAUGGAUUUUACUUUUAGCAGAUGAGGGUUCCAAGCAUUCUAGAGGAUGAUCAACAAUAAUUGUUUCCUAUUCCCUCCAAAAUAUUCACACACAUGGAAAGUUUGCUACAUAGACCAUACAAAUGGUGCUGGUUCUCAUGUUAUCACACUAGAUGCAGUAAACUUGUUGUGAAUUUAUUACAAAGAGAAAUCAUGAAAUCUGGUCAUUUUUACAGUCCUAACAAGGGAGAAUGUAUCAUCAGAGCACUUUGGCUGACUUAAAUAUGUAGAUACUGUAUUAAUGAGCUUCUUAUAUCCUUAGAGAAUCUUAUGCACAUGAUGAAACAUUGCUACAGUUUCAAUUAAAUUUUUCAUAAUUCUGGCAGCUCUAUAAUUUACCCUCUCGUUCACAGUAUUCACUAAAAAUGAAUCUGAAUUAACUUCUCUUCAUAGUUAAUGCUAACUAAAUGCUAAGGAUGAUAAUCACCAACAUAGAAUUAUUCAUUAUACAGAUACUAUAUAUAUAUAUAUAUAUAUAUACAUACACACACAAGUUUGUGGCUGAGAAGUUGGGCAGAAUAGUAAUUGUAUAUGACUGACUACUUGAUUGUAGUAAAUUUGAAGUUAUAAGUAUAUCUAGUUAGUAAUUUUUGUUAUGAAUAUAGAUUUCUUGUGUUGUCUGUAAAAUACCCAUGAACACACACACACACACACACACACACACAGAGUGUUGCAGAAUAUGAUCAAGUGCAGUUUAUUCACGUUGUUUUAUAAAGAAAAUGUAUUUGGUAUGAUAGAUCUAUGUGUGAAAUUUUCAUGACAGUACUUCAGGUAAGAGGUCAUUGUUUUAGUGGACAUUAGUCGAGCCUUCUACAUUGUAGAGGAUAAACUUUGGAGGACCAUAAUCUGUUACAUGUGACUUGUGGCAAUGGAAUUUUUUUUAUUAAAAUUUGAGUACUUUUUAUUUUCAAUGCAUAAACCUGAAAGUUAACAUGGGAUUAAUAAUAAUGAAUGUGCAUGCUGCCAGAUGGGCCACUGUUAUAGUUGAUUAUAUAAAGUUAUUUUCUGUAUUUUUUGUUUUAAGUCCCAGUAAUGCCAUAUAGUUUGUUCUAAGUGCUUAGAAAUACUUAGGCCAAUUUUUAUGUUUUUGUUCAUUUGUUAGCAUUUAUCAAACAAUGUAUUGAAAUUAUUCUUUCUGAUGUAAGAAUUAUCUAAUAGGUUUUGUAUUUUCUUGGCACAAAAGUCUUCAAAUUUAUCAUUUUCUUGUAACUUUUACUUGGAAUUAAAGCAUUUUAAAUUAACAAUAUUAGUGAUCUGAAGUAAAAGUUUACUUGGAAAUUGCAUCAUGAUGCAAAACAGCAUCCAAACAAAUAGAAGAAAAGGUUAGAAAGGAGAUAGUAUUUAAAGUGUUACGACAUGUUUUUUUAUAUAUUAAUGUAAUACAAUAACUUUUUUUUUUCUUCUUCUUCAGAAGGAAAAUCAACACUGGAAUUUUUAUCUAAAACCAGGUUUUUUAGCUUGUUUAGUUUAAAAUGCUUUAACUACUACUUUGGUAUGUUUUGUUUAAAUGAACAAAUGCUAGUACUAUGUAAUAUUGAAGGGUUUUUUUUCAUAUUUUGUAGUAGCUCAUUUUUAAAUAAAACUGGCCUAACCUUUGAGAAUGAAAAUCCACUUUUGUGUAAUUCUCAUCAGUGUACUAAAAUUCCUUUUUUUAAACUCUGAAUUAUUUUUUUUAGAACUUUCAUUUGAUUAAUUUUUUAACUGUUUUCUAAGAGUUAAAAAUCACCAGAAUCAUUCAAAUAAAGAAUAGUUUUCUGAUAACUUUUUUUCCUGAAUGCUUGUUACAGAUAGUAGUGUUGAAACUUAAGAUACAAUAAUAUGAUAUAUAACAAAUUACUUCUUAUUGAUUUACUAACAUUCUUAACUUGGUAAACUGUUAGUGUAACAAAGCUAUAUAUACUUCAUCAUUUAGAAGAAUAAUGGACAUUUGUUAUAGUAUUUUCUUUCAAUAUGUAAAGAAACUAAUAGUUUGUGCACUAUUACAAGAAUGUGAAGACUAAUUAGAAGCAAUGGUGUUUUGUGCUUUGGUAGACUGAAUAAUGAACAAUUGUAAUUUCUAGCUAAAUAUGACAUAAUGGCUUUUUAAAUUAAUGAUGGUUAUUUUUGUUGAACAAAUUUAGUUAAUUGUCUGUAUAUUUAAAUACUGUGGAUAAUUUAACGGUUUAUAGAUAUUCAAAAGAUUAUUUAGGUAGACUAAUUUUAGGAAUUAGGCCUAACAUAAACCUUCUGAGCUAGCCAAACAUUGUUAGAUGUUCUUGUUAGUAUAGUAAAAAUCAUUGUUAACAAUGAUCAUACUUCUCAUUAACAAA